AUGAUGACAAUGCACCCAAAUUAUUACGCAACAAGGAAUGAUGCACGCAUUGCUGGAUCUUUGCUUCCGACCCAUCUUCAGUCCUUUACACAACACACUGCGAUUUCCCAACAUCAAUCACACAGUAUUCAAGACCUGUUUCUUCCUCCACUGAGAACAGCUAUUAGCGAACAGGUGCAUUCUACGGACGAUAUGGAACCGACGGGUCGCCCAACAAUUCAUGAUAAUUACGAAAAACAGGCCGAACAGAAGCGUUUUCGGCAUAUGCAGAGUUGCGAUGGAGCUCGCUUUCACUCAGUCAGCAGUAAUUCUACAAAGGAUUGGCUAGCAUCGCAGGAAAUACAAAAUUUGUCCCAUAAAACCGGUGAAAAAUCACUCCCUUCCCCUACUCACAUUGCACACGAAAAUUCGUCAAGUCCUUCUAGAAUACUGGGUGGUGGUCCUAACAAUUCGAGCCGACAGUCGCCAGCAGAUUCUUCUCCUUCGCCAACAAACCACCCCAGUUUGUCCGAGCUAAAUAAUUCCCUCACAUCCAACCGACGAAUGCCUGAAUUUACUUCCAUAUCUACACCCUCUCGCAACGGACCGAAGGAGUUGGACUACCUCCUGGCAGCCAACGCAGCUGCAGCCCUGGUUAGCCAACUUGGAGGGCCAAAUGUGAAUGGCCUGAACACACAGUCCAACACAGACUCCCUAACGAUGCCUAUGGGGGAGCUCACCGGAAACGGCCUGAAGGAUUUGACUGUGGAUCGGAGAACGAACUUUCACUUUCCUUAUGAUCACCAACCUCAUCACCAGUCAUCCGUUGUGAGUGGCAGUGCUCCCGUCCCCGGAGUAAAUGAUGGCAAGUAUGGUGUCCCGAACUCGAUGAAACAUGCAAAUUCCCCGAUGCUGAAUGCAUUUAAUGCCACUAGCUUAAUGCACCCUUCCAUGGUCUCGGCCAGCUCAUUUACAAAUCCCCUACUCAGUCGGGCGCAUUCUUUCCAACCACAGGAAAAAUUUUCUCCCUAUGAUGCACCAUUUCCAAGUCAGCACGGCGCCUACCCGAUCACACCUUCAUUUGCCUUCAAUCCACACUUUGUCCAACGCACUCACUGUUCCACUUUUGCACAAAGUCCAUCAAAAUUCGGUUCUAAUCUAAGUCUGAGAGAUCCCAACUAUCACGCCUUAUUGAACACGAAUCCUGCCUGUUCUGUGGCGGCGUUCCGACCCCUGCUUCAUUCAGAUGGUUUAACUUACUUGAGCGUACCAUCGGAUGCUGUGCCACAAAUCUCAACAAGUCUAGGUGUCAGUCUUGACGCUAUUCAGUCCGGUCAGUUGGACCACGUAUCGCCGAGAAACGGAAUGAAUGGGGGCGGGUGUACAACUCCUACAGGGCGGACCGGCUCCGGAACCACAGAAUCUGGGGUAGUGGUUUACCCUUGGAUGAAUCCGAAGGGAACUGACGUUGGGGCCGAUCAAAAACGUACGCGACAGACUUAUACACGAUAUCAGACACUUGAACUUGAGAAGGAAUUCCACUUUAACAAAUAUCUCACUCGCCGUCGGCGGAUAGAAAUUGCGCACACGCUAACCCUGACAGAACGUCAAAUCAAAAUAUGGUUUCAGAACCGACGGAUGAAAUGGAAGAAAGAUCACAAUAUUGCCAAACUCAAUGGCCCAGGUACUUUGGAUCAGUUAGAGCUUUCAGAGCAAACAAGUUCGUUUGGAUCGGGACACGAAAAGAAGAGUAGGAAAGAGGCCUCACUCUGCGAUGACAGCGACGAAGAUGUGAUCAAGAAACGUCGCCUCAGCCCCGACAGCUUCUCGGCCAAUGAUGUGAAUUCCGCAGUAGAUAGAUUAGGUUCCCGGAAUACUGCUUUGGGCGGGUUUGGUCCAGACCAACUAGUUCAUUCCGGGCGAGAUCAGUGCACGACAAGAUCUACACACAGGGAGGUUGAUGAAGAACACGAAAGCGAAGAUGAAGAUCAAUCAUCUCUGAUCGGCAUUCCUGCACUUCAACCCGGGAAUGAGAUACGCGCCAAACAAACGUGGACCAAUUCGAAACUCGAUAAAGCCACAUUCCAUGCACAAAUGAUCCCUUACAUAGACCAACAGCCCCAACAACAACCACACCCUCAGUCAAGAGGAAACGGAAGCGGGGGAACGGGAAACGCAAGCAUGAUGUUUCUACCGGGCUGUGAUGAGACUUGGCAUCACCAAUAGGAGUUCGCAAGCUGAGGUUCCUAGAGUGUGAAAAGUAUGCACGAUUACCAUAUUUUCACGUUAAACGACAAUAACCUCAAAUUUCCGUGACCGUCUGCUGUUUUAAAAAAGUUGUGCAUUUGCCGAAAAGUGUCAGCACGACUUGUGAUACAUAUUGUUCCAACCACGGAUCGUGUUAAUCUACCCUUCCAGAGCUAAAACCUAUCCAUCAUCAUGGCUUUUUCAAAACAGUUCAAACGACCUAUUUGUACAUAUUGUGACGGGCCAGAACCCGCAGUACAGGUUAG
Molecule: messenger RNA, 2492 nt
Organism: Opisthorchis viverrini
Lineage: Eukaryota; Metazoa; Platyhelminthes; Trematoda; Opisthorchiida; Opisthorchiidae
Exons: 4
Coding region: 1-2205 (734 amino acids)
Biological process (GO): anterior/posterior pattern specification; regulation of transcription by RNA polymerase II
Cellular component (GO): nucleus
Molecular function (GO): RNA polymerase II cis-regulatory region sequence-specific DNA binding; DNA-binding transcription factor activity, RNA polymerase II-specific
Source: RefSeq, a predicted model, not a curated record